This is a messenger RNA of Orussus abietinus, 3833 nucleotides long. It is a transcript of the gene Fatp1, whose product is annotated as long-chain fatty acid transport protein 4. Lineage: Eukaryota; Metazoa; Arthropoda; Insecta; Hymenoptera; Orussidae. Gene Ontology annotation, biological process: triglyceride homeostasis. Gene Ontology annotation, cellular component: endoplasmic reticulum. Gene Ontology annotation, molecular function: long-chain fatty acid transmembrane transporter activity; long-chain fatty acid-CoA ligase activity. The record is from RefSeq and is a predicted model, not a curated record. Bases 394 to 2577 code for a protein of 727 amino acids. The transcript has 12 exons.
CCGAGGAGUACGCAGGUUGCACCCGACCACGCGCGCUCCCGGUUACGGGACUCCAACCGGGCCGUGGUGGAAGCACGUGAGAGAGAGAGGGAAAAAAAGUCGAACUAGUUCCCGUCGACCGCUCGAAGGGUGAGAAAAGGAAGUCGGCGUGAACGCAGCGCGCGAGUGCACUGCCACGGACCGGGCAUCGAUCCCUCGCGCGAUAUCGCGUUCGGUCCCGCGUCACGUGGGUGCACCGGACCCACGUGGUCCCUCCGCGGGGGGGCGCUGCGCUUCGCAGGAUUUUCGCGAGUGAAAGGACUCGAGUGAACAGUUGAAAUUCCCAGCGGCGAAUGACGAUCGCGCGCUUUUGGUUUUUCUAGCUCGAAGAGACCGCGAGGUAUAUCCGAGGAUAUGUCGGACUCCGUGAGGGGAACCGACGACGUGGGAAAUGGGAAACCGGCGAUCUGCCUCGAGGUUUCCGCCAAGGACAGGGACGUGGAGCGGGGCGAGUGCACCGUGAGAGGGGGAAAUCCCGCGGUGACGUCAUCGCCGUCGUCGCUGACGUCGACCCUGGCCACGGAGGCGCUGGCUGGUGCCUCACGUGGCGACGGAUGCGGAUCAGUCGGCCGUUGGAACGCAGUCGUACGCUUGCUCCGACGCCUCGCGGUCCUCAUGCUCGCCCUCGUGGCCCUGGCGGGCGCCUUGACGGCGGUCUGGCUCUUCCUGGGGCCCCUUUCGCUGGUCCAGCUCUUCCUGGUAGCCCUGGUGGCCUACGUCGUCGCCGGGGGCCGCUUCCGAUGGUUCUACGUCGCCCUGAAGACCUUCCCCCGGGACUACAAGGCAAUCUCUCGCUACGUCUUUCUGCUGCGGAUGAUCCGACAGCAUGAAAGGAAACAUCGAAGCGUCGCCGAUGUCUUCCGACAACAUGUCGACCGACACCCGAAUAAAGUCUGUUUGGUCUUCGAGGACCAAGAGUGGACGUUCCAGCAGGUGGAGGACUUCAGUAACAAGAUAGCGUACGUGUUCAGGAGGUUCGAGAAAGGCGAGGUCGUGGCACUGUUUCUGGAAAACCGACCCGAAUACGUGGGUAUCUGGCUCGGUUUGAGUAAAUUGGGAGUCAUCACGCCGUUGAUUAAUACAAAUCUGAGAAAGUCGACCCUGGUGCACAGCAUCAAGGUCGCCAACUGCAAGGCACUGAUAUUUGGCAGUGACUUGUCCGAUGCCGUUAAGGACAUCUCGGAGUCGCUCGACCCUGGAGUGGCUUUGUACAGAUUUGGAGAACAACCAGGAGUCGACACUGGACGUGUCGAGCAGGAUUUGUCGUUGCUAUUGACUCAGGCACCAACGACACCUCCAGUCAUACCGAACAAGGGAUCUUACAGCGACAAGCUGUUGUACAUUUACACCAGCGGUACCACCGGCUUGCCGAAAGCCGCUGUCAUCACAAAUUCUAGAUUUAUGUUCAUCGCCAGUGGUAUCCACUUCCUAGCAGGAUUCCGCAGUUCCGACAGAUUUUACACGCCGCUACCUUUGUACCACACCGCGGGUGGUGUCAUGUCCAUAGGUCAAGCUUUGCUGCACGGCGGCACAACUGUAAUUAGGAAAAAAUUCUCGGCCAGCGCGUACUUCAAUGAUUGCGUGAAGUACAAGUGCACGGUGGCACAGUACAUCGGAGAGAUGUGUCGAUACAUCCUGGCUGUGCCUUCGAAGCCUGAGGACACGCAGCACCAGGUCAGGGUCAUAUUUGGAAACGGUUUGAGGCCUCAGAUAUGGAAGGAAUUCGUCAAGAGAUUCAAGAUCCCGCAAGUGGCGGAGUUUUAUGGUGCUACUGAGGGCAAUGCCAAUAUCGUGAACGUUGACAGCACGGUUGGUGCGAUCGGCUUCGUGUCCCGUAUCAUUCCUUCUGUCUAUCCGAUAUCCAUUAUCAAGGUGGACUCGGACGGGGUGCCUAUUAGAAAUUCCAAAGGUCUUUGUCAAAUCUGCGAACCAAACGAGCCAGGCGUCUUCAUUGGGAAGAUAAUACCCAACAACCCGUCCAGAGCUUUUCUCGGUUACGUUAACCAGGAGGCGUCGAAAAGCAAGGUCGUUCAUGAUGUAUUCACGAAGGGAGACUCGGCUUUCAUAUCCGGUGACAUCCUCGUGGCGGACGAGCUGGGAUAUCUGUUCUUUAAAGACAGGACAGGCGACACGUUCAGGUGGAAAGGUGAAAACGUUUCUACGUCGGAAGUGGAGGCCGUCGUAAGCAAUCUCGUUAAUUACAGAGAUUGCGUAGUUUACGGGGUAGAGAUUUCUGGGACGGAAGGUAAAGCUGGAAUGGCUGCGAUUUACGACCCUAAUGGCACCUUGGACAUUAGCAAAUUAGCUCCUCAAAUUAAGGAUCAACUACCGACCUAUGCUAGGCCGCUCUUUGUUAGAACGUUAACGAAAAUCGAUCUUACCGGGACAUUCAAGCUGAAGAAGAAGGACUUGCAAGAGGAGGGAUACGAUCCCCGGAAACUGCAAGACAAGAUUUACUACCUCGACCCGAAGACGGGGUACCAGCUCCUAACUCCGGAGAUCUACGACCAAAUCCAGCAACACAAGAUCCGCUUUUAACUACCAGCGCCAUGCGACAAACGGGAGAAGUAAUCGGAACUCGUUGUGUAGGGGGCUACACAAUGCGAUUCGAGCUCGCCGCGACAUACUUUGGAGCAUGCCGAAAGGGGAGCACGGACUAGAGAAUUCGAGGGCGCGAUUCGCGGUUAACCUCGCGAAGCAUUCGAAGUCUCUCGGAGGAGAGAGAGUUCUAACGGGAAGCGAGCGAAAAGCAGCCAAGCUACUUAGGCCGACGCCGCUCGGCCUUUGCGCGCGCAGAGUGUGUGACGAACGAUAUAGGGAAGAAAGGAAGAAGAAGAAACGCACAUAAAUGCCAGAGAAUUGCUAGGAUUUCUCACGAAGGACUCGCGAAGCUCGGACGUUUCGGGGUAGCGCGGGUCACCCGGAGGAGGAGGCCGGUCGGUAUUACUGGGAGGGUAUUAAUUAUGAUAUUACGUCGUUACGCUUCAGCGAAGGUAGCUGGUGUCAUCUCGUACCUAUCAUAUAUAUGUUUAAACUCGGGUUUUUCGGGCGUUAUGACUGUCGCUCGCUAUAAGGACGAGACUCGACGUCAUCGAGCCGGGUCUCGGUGUAUUCGAAUCGACGGGGGUUGAUUCUGUACCUCGAAUCUGGUGAAAAUUCUAAAAGUAAACACCUACGAUUACGUGACUUUUGCCGUGGUCGAAAUGUGAGAUGCUUCGCGUGAGACUACUCGACGAGAAACUCCGAGAGCUUAGGCGUUCGGGCUAGAGAUUUCACGUUUUCACUCGGAGAGUCGGGCGAAUGAACUCACGUGAGGUGAUACCGCGAGAAGGGAGCACUCUCGUCAAGGUUACAGGAAUCGACCCCCCAGGCGCGACUCGACGGCCGCCAUCUUGGAUCGGAAGAGAGCGGCAAUCAAAAGCGGGGAACUCGACGUCCGGGAAAGAUUUCUUAUCCGUGUCAUUCGUGGAUCGCGAAAGUCCAUGUGCGAAGCGUCGUCGCUUUCAGUUCCUCGGAGGUAACGACACGGUACGCCCUUCUGGCACCACCAACUCGGUCAUUUAUGUACAAUCGUCGAGCGACGGCUCGAGGCGGCCAUCUUGCUGAUGUGAACUGUCAGAGCUACUUGGAAAAAGGAAAUUAAUGAAGUAAAUGGUAAAAAAAGAACUGUUAUCUCUGAAGGAAAAGAAAAACAGGAAAAAACAAAUGUUACAUGGUGUAUGUGUUUUUGUCACUACAAUUUAGCGAGCGUUGUUAUUUGUUAUUUUUCUAGAAUAAAAGUUUACUGUUUUGUA